CUGGUAUUACCUCUCAAAUUUUCAAUAAUCUUCCUUUUCAUAGCAGCACGUGUAGACGCGGACGACUUGCUUAUCAUCUUAUAGAAUAAUUUCGCUUAGGUUCGGAUCAAGAUGCCUUCAGACGCGAAAAAGCGAGCACAACAGAAGAAGAAAGAGGCAGCCAGUAAUAGGAACAAAAAGAAUGUGACUCGGGUGACGACCGCCGAGGAGAACGGUACCGCGACGAACGGAACUGGAAAGGAGGAGACUCGGGAGCUCACGGCAGAAGAGGCGCUAUGUCUCAAGCUGGAAGAAGAGGCGCGCAUAAACUCGGAAGCUCGUUCCUGCACCGGCUCCCUGGCUGUCCACCCUCGCUCCCGUGACGUCAAGAUCGCGAACUUCUCCAUCACCUUCUACGGGUCCGAGCUGCUGCAGGACACGCUGCUCGAGCUUAACUGCGGACGACGGUACGGCCUCGUCGGCCUCAAUGGAUGCGGCAAAUCAUCCCUCCUCUCUGCUCUCGGUCGCCGCGAGGUGCCGAUUCCGGAACACAUCGACAUAUUCCACCUGACGCGAGAGAUGCCCGCCUCCGACAAGAGCGCGCUGGAGUGCGUCAUGGAGGUGGACGAGGAGCGCGUCAAGCUGGAGCGGCUGGCCGAGGAGCUGGCGCACUGCGAGGACGACGAGUCUCAAGACCAGUUGAUGGACGUGUAUGAGCGUCUGGACGAGUUGAGCGCGGACACGGCGCAGGCGCGCGCCGCCAACAUCCUCAACGGUCUCGGCUUCGACAAGGAGAUGCAACAGAAGGCCACUAAAGACUUCUCCGGAGGUUGGCGCAUGCGUAUAGCGUUAGCUCGCGCUCUGUACGUGAAGCCACACCUGCUACUGCUGGACGAGCCCACCAACCACCUGGACCUGGACGCGUGCGUGUGGCUCGAGGAGGAGCUCAAACACUACAAACGUAUCCUGGUGCUGAUAUCCCACUCUCAAGAUUUCCUGAACGGCGUCUGCACUAACAUAGUGCACAUGAGCAAGCGGCGGCUCAAGUACUACACCGGCAACUACGAGGCCUUCGUGCGGACUCGCAUGGAGCUGCUCGAGAACCAGAUGAAGCAGUACAACUGGGAGCAGGACCAGAUCGCGCACAUGAAGAACUACAUCGCCCGCUUCGGUCACGGUUCUGCCAAGCUCGCGCGUCAGGCGCAGUCCAAAGAGAAGACUCUAGCCAAGAUGGUGGCUCAGGGGCUCACAGAGAAGGUCAUCGAUGACAAGACGCUCAACUUCUACUUCCCGUCGUGCGGCAAGGUGCCGCCGCCCGUCAUCAUGGUUCAGAACGUGUCGUUCCGCUACAACGAGAACACGCCGUGGAUCUACAAGAACCUCGAGUUCGGCAUAGACCUGGACACGCGGCUGGCGCUGGUGGGCCCCAACGGCGCGGGCAAGUCCACGCUGCUCAAGCUGCUGUACGGAGAUCUGGUACCAUCAACGGGCAUGAUCCGCAAGAACUCCCACCUGCGCAUCGGGCGCUACCACCAGCACCUGCACGAACUGCUGGACCUGGACCUGUCGCCGCUCGACUACAUGAUGAAGGAGUUCCCGGACGUGCGCGAGCGCGAGGAGAUGAGGAAGAUCAUCGGGAGGUACGGCCUCACUGGCCGCCAGCAGGUGUGCCCCAUGCGUCAGCUGUCCGACGGGCAGCGGUGCCGAGUGGUAUUCGCGUGGCUCGCGUGGCAGACCCCCCACCUGCUGCUCAUGGACGAGCCCACCAAUCACUUGGACAUGGAGACGAUCGACGCGCUCGCGGACGCCGUCAACGACUUCGAGGGAGGCCUGGUGCUCGUCAGUCACGACUUCAGGCUCAUCAACCAGGUUGCCGAAGAGAUCUGGAUCUGCGAGAACACGACCUGCACCAAGUGGACGGGCGGCAUCCUCAAGUACAAGGACCACCUCAAGUCCAAGAUUCUCAAGGACAACGCCGCCAACGCGGCCAAGAUACGCAAAUAGUCCGCCGCUUAGCCUUACUCACACUCACGUACCGCGUAACGCCCGAGUACACCAGUCUCUGCUCUGCACCACUAACCUACGUGUGCUCUUUCACCUUUUCAACUAAA
Messenger RNA from Leguminivora glycinivorella, 2090 nucleotides. RefSeq names its product ATP-binding cassette sub-family F member 2. NCBI's taxonomy places the organism in Eukaryota, Metazoa, Arthropoda, Insecta, Lepidoptera, Tortricidae. The transcript has 12 exons. The record is from RefSeq and is a predicted model, not a curated record. Gene Ontology annotation, molecular function: ATP binding; ATP hydrolysis activity. Bases 112 to 1983 code for a protein of 623 amino acids.